Messenger RNA from Symbiodinium sp. CCMP2456, 1617 nucleotides. NCBI's taxonomy places the organism in Eukaryota, Dinophyceae, Suessiales, Symbiodiniaceae. The record is from the annotation of a GenBank genome assembly.
AUGGCUGAAGGAGGUCGGUUGCUCCUGUCGGAGCAGGUGUAUCACGCAUGCCUGGCUCAUGCGCUGAUGAGUGAAAAUGAAGAGAUCAUGGGAUUGCUUCUUGGCGACGUCGAAGGCUCUGAGGUUCGGAUAUGGUGUUCAAUGACCCUGCGCCGAAGUGACAAGCAACCAGAUCGAGUCGAAAUCGCACCAGAGCAGCUGGUUCAGGCAGUCCAUGUGGCGGAUGAGUUGAACAAGGUGCUGCAGUGCCGUACCAGGGUGGUGGGCUGGUACCACUCGCAUCCGCACAUCACCUGCUUUCCAAGCCAUGUAGAUCUUCGAACUCAGCUGGAGUACCAGAUUAUGGAUGCAGACUUUGUUGGAUUGAUCUUUGGAGUUUUCAACUACGGAGACUCUGGUGGCAUCCAUCAUGAGCUCAUCGCUUUCCGCACACACGAGGAGGGAGGACAGCAUCAACAGAGAAACUUGGCUGUCGAAGUGGUCCCUCUUUGCCAGCUGCUCUCGCAGGAAGAUGAGGCUGCAGCGGUACAGCUUCAGGAGUUCGGAGGCUUCUUCGGCCAGAGCACCAUUUGCACCGUUGCCGAGCACACUUUGGCGGAAGUCUUGGAGAUGCACGAUGGAGGCCCGGAAGGCCAGGAGCCGGAGCCCUCCGCUGCUCGGACGCGUCGGGAAGAUCAUGAGGUCUCUUUGACAAGGCUCAGGCAGAAGGCGUCUUUGAUUGGGACUCUUUUCCGUGUUGCUGGCGAGAGCAUCGCCCCGCUGGAGGGAUACUUCCAGGACUCAACGAAGAACUGCCAGGUCUUUUCGAAGAUUUGGGACAAGCCGCAAGAGGAACCCGAAGGAUCGCCGGAGAAGUCCAAAAGCGACGGGCAGAAAGAGGCAGAGCUGUCGACCCCGAAAGCUCAGCAAACCGUGGAGAUUGUGAAUGGCUCUCCAGCACCAACGGAACGGGAGGACGAAACUCCGGAACAGAAGUCUGCAGCAAGCGGCAGGCUACCGGACCAUCAAGGCCAGCAGUCGAAAGAGGAAGAUACAGGCGCAGCUGCAGAUUCGACAGACGAUCCAGCCGCGCAUGUUGCGAUGGACUGCUCUGGAGCUUCAGAACCUGCAGAUGCCAAUGUCCAAGAAGGAAGCAGCCAGAUGUCUUCCGUGUCAGCUUCAGCUCGAGUUCCGCCGGACGCUGACAACAUCACGAGCUUGAAGCACAACUUUGGGGAGCCUGGAUACUGCCUCUGCCAACUGAAUCUGAGGAGUGAAUACGACACGCCGCGGAAAUGCUCCCGCAAGAGCUCGCCCUCUGCCCUGCGGUGUACUCAACACCUCAACAGCAAGACGGCCAUGAGCUUCUGCAAUGAGAUGCACCUGGAUUGGAGCUGCGUCCGAGCCGAUCUGCAGAACGGAGCAUUUCGAGUGGAAUUCCACUGUGAUACGCCAUCCAGCAGGAGACAUCCGGAUGCGGAGGGAGCGCAGGAUAAGCGACCUCCAGCCCGCGACUUCUCGGUCGCAGUAUUUGGGAACGAAGCUCUCAGAGCAGUGGCGGACUACGUUGCGGGGAAGUCCUAUGAGGCACUGACAAAGCAUGCGGAACCACCUGCAAAGAAGCCUCGCAUCAGGUAG